This is a messenger RNA of Euleptes europaea (tarantolino), 2591 nucleotides long. RefSeq names its product general transcription factor IIIC subunit 4 (gene GTF3C4). Gene Ontology annotation, cellular component: transcription factor TFIIIC complex. NCBI's taxonomy places the organism in Eukaryota, Metazoa, Chordata, Lepidosauria, Squamata, Sphaerodactylidae. The transcript has 5 exons. Gene Ontology annotation, molecular function: histone acetyltransferase activity; protein binding. The coding region runs from base 1 to 2490 and encodes 829 amino acids. Gene Ontology annotation, biological process: transcription initiation at RNA polymerase III promoter. The record is from RefSeq and is a predicted model, not a curated record.
AUGGCGGCCGCUGCCGCCGAAGGGAGCCCGGCGGCGGGGUCGGCGACCGGCUCGCCGCUUCGCUCCGCGGCCCCCGAGGGUGACGGCGAGGAGGGCGAGGAGCCGGAGUCUCCCGCGGAGGCGGGGCCCAGCAGCGGCGGCAGCGGCGGCAGCAGCGCGGGCUUCCGUCUGACGGCGCUGCGGCGGGACCCGGCGGUGCGGCUGCAGCACGGCGUGAGCGGCCUGGAGCCGUUGGCCUGGUCGGAGGACCACCGCGUGUCGGUGAGCACGGCCCGCAGCAUCGCCGUCCUGGAGCAGCUGAGCGACGUCAACAGCGCCGCCGCCGACCUCGUCAUCCACCGCACAGCCGUGCCCGCCCCCGCCGCCUCUUGUCAUCUCAAGGUUGGUUCCAAAAAAGAAGUUGCCGAAUGUAAGGAAAAGUUUGCAAAUUCUAAAGACCCCACAGUAAGUCAGACGUUCAUGUUAGACAGGGUGUUCAACCCCGAAGGGAAGCUGCUGCCUUCUCUGCGAGGUUUCAGAUACUCCAGCUGGUCUCCGCUGGGCUGCGAUGCAAAUGGCAGGUGCCUGUUGGCGGCUCUGACAAUGGACAACCGGCUGACCGUCCACACGAACCUGAACCGACUGCAGUGGGUGCAGCUGGUUGACUUGACUGAGCUGUACGGGGAGCGGCUAUACGAGAACGGUUACAAGCUUUGCAAGGGCGAAGCCCACCGGGGAGAUCUAGGAGACUUCUCUGAAUUCCAGAAGAGGCACAGCAUGCAGACGCCGGUGCGCAUGGAGUGGUCUGGGAUCUGCACCACCCAGCAGGUGAAGCAUAACAACGAGUGCCGGGACGUGGGCAGCGUGCUGCUGGCAGUGAUCUUUGAGAACGGCAACAUUGCCAUCUGGCAGUUCCAACUCCCUUUCGUGGGCAAGGAGUCCAUCACGUCCUGCAGUACCAUAGAGUCAGGGAUAAAUUCCCCCAGCGUCUUGUCAUGGUGGGAAUAUGAGCACAAUAACCGGAAGAUGAGCGGGAUCAUCGUGGGGAGCGCCUUUGGGCCAGUGAAAAUCCUCCCUGUCAACCUUAAGGCAGUCAAAGGCUACUUCACGCUGAGACAGCCGGUGGUUUUGUGGCAAGAGAUGGACCACUUGCCUGUCCACAGUAUCAAGAGCGUUCCACUUUAUCACCCUUACCAGAAAUGUAGCUGCAGUUUAGUGGUGGCCGCAAGAGGAUGUUACGUUUUCUGGUGUCUUCUCCUAAUCUCCAAAGCGGGCUUGAAUGUUCAUAACUCUCAUGUGACGGGGCUCCACUCUUUGCCAAUUGUCUCCAUGGCUGCAGACAAGCAGAACGGCACUGUUUAUACGUGCUCUGUAGAUGGGAAGGUGAGGCAGCUGAUUCCUUUCUUCACAGAUGGGGCGUUGAAAUUUGAACACCAGCUGAUACAGUUGUCCGAAGUGCUGGGCUCUGUGCGGACUCACGGGAUUGCGGUGAGCCCAUGCGGAGCAUACCUGGCCGUCAUUACCACCGAAGGCAUGACCAACGGCCUUCACCCGAUUACCAAAAGCUACCAAGUUCAGUUUGUAACUCUUAAAACCUUUGAGGAGGUGGCGGCUCAGCUGCUGGAAUCUUCUGUCCAAAAUCUUUUCAGGCAGGUUGACUUGACGGAUCUUGUCCGCUGGAAGAUCUUGAAGGAUAAGCACAUCCCACGGUUCCUACAGGAAGCCUUGGACAAAAAGAUCGAAAACUUUGGGUCGACUUAUUUCUGGCGUUUCAAAUUGUUUCUCUUGAGAAUCUUGUAUCAGUCCCUGCAAAAGGCUCCCUCUGAGGCCUUGUGGAAACCUACGCAUGAGGACACCAAGGUUUUAAUUGUGCAUUCCCCUGGGACUGGCAGCGUCGAAGAGCAUCUGCAAGACGAGGGGACCUCAAAGCAGGGUGGCAAGCGGCAUCCGAGUGAAACCAGCAAAGGAGAGGACGGGGACGACCUGGCAGAUGACUUGCUUGCCCACUCGAGUGACGUCGGAGGGCGAGAGCCAAUGGAAGAAAAGCUUCUUGAAAUCCAAGCCCAAAUCGAAGCUGUUGAAAUGCAUUUGACACGGGAGCAUAUGAAGCGGGUGCUGGGGGAAGUCUACCUCCACACGUGGAUUACAGAGAACACCAGCAUUCCCACGAGAGGGGUCUGUGACUUCUUAAUGUCCGAUGAAAGCUACGAUGACAGGACGGCACGGGUGCUGAUUGGGCAUAUUUUAAAGAAAAUGAACAAACAGACUUUCCCAGAGUACUGCAGCCUGUGCAAAGAGAUCCUGCCAUUCACCGAUCGCAAGCAGGCGGUUUGCUCCAACGGACACAUUUGGCACAGGUGCUUUCUAACCUACCAAUCCUGUCAGAGUCUGGUUUACAGAAGAUGUCUACUUCGGGACAGCAUCGCCCGGCAUCCAACCCCAGAGGAUCCAGAGUGGAUCAUGAGGCUAUUGCAAGGCCCCUGUACAUUUUGUGACUCUCCUGUUUUCUAGAAAAUGGCUCGUGGCGAAGAGCUGCAAGGUACUUUCUCGAGGGCCCAGUCACCGUCCAGUCUGGGAGCAGCUGCUGGGAGGUGCAGGUGUGGAAUGACUCC